CAGGGCAUUCCCCACCCGCUGCCAUGGGCUCUCCUGCCCCGCCUGCCCAGGUUGCUACAUGCUGGGGCAGCAGUGGCCAUGCCCUAUAUAAGAGCCCUGAGGAGCCGGCCCAGUUGUGCCAGGGUGGUUAGCCGGGACUGGUAUGCCAUGGAGGCCGAGGAGGCCGCAGCAGUGGCGGCGAAGGCAGCACUGCGGACCCCCAAGUGCUCCCGCUGCCGUAACCACGGCUUCGUGGUGCCGGUGAAGGGCCACGCUGGCCACUGCCGCUGGAAGCUCUGCCUGUGCGACAAGUGCGCCCUCAUCACCGAGCGCCAGAAGAUCAUGGCAGCCCAGAAGGCCCUGAGGCAGCAGGUGCCCGACCCCCCGGCUGGGGCAGACACAGGGCCCCCUCCCCUGGGGGUGGCCACCGGGGUGGCCAGUGCCCCUGAGCAGAGCGGCCAUGAGGGGAUGAAGGGCACCCAGCCCACCGGCAGCAACAGCAAAGGCAUGGCAUGCAGGGGGCCACCGCCGCCUCCCAGCGGCCCUCCCUUCUGGGACUACGCUCACCCUGCUUUUCCUCCAGAAUACAUGGUCAACCCAGAAUACCUGGAGAGAGAACCUCCAAAAGUGUACCCUGGGUGUUCUGGAGUGUAUCCUUACCACCCACUUCCCAUGGGAUUUGCCAUCAAUCAGUCAAGCUGUAGGGGAGCACCAUCACCUCCAGGGAUAUCACUUCAGAGAGGUUUCCGACACAUUCCGAGCAACUAUGGGCCAGGGAAUGCAGCUUCUGUGUCAAUUCCAGAGGGAGGUGGAGAUUUCCAUCAAGGAUACUACACUCCUCUGCCUCAGUUCAUCCCACCAAGUUUUCUGCCAGGGAUUCAUUACAUUCCACCUCCCCUUUCACUGAACAUGUUGGCUGAAACAACCAAGGAAGCACAUGCUACUGAAGCCGACAGUCAGGAUUCAGGCGUGGUUCAUGAACCUGGCCAACCAUCUUCUUCCCCGGAAGAAACAAGCAGAGACCAAUCUGUAUAUUCUAAACAGUAA
This is a messenger RNA of Gavia stellata (red-throated loon), 1026 nucleotides long. RefSeq names its product DMRT like family B with proline rich C-terminal 1 (gene DMRTB1). The transcript is spliced from 4 exons. Gene Ontology annotation, biological process: regulation of transcription by RNA polymerase II; sex differentiation; germ cell development. Gene Ontology annotation, cellular component: nucleus. Lineage: Eukaryota; Metazoa; Chordata; Aves; Gaviiformes; Gaviidae. Bases 79 to 1026 code for a protein of 315 amino acids. The record is from RefSeq and is a predicted model, not a curated record. Gene Ontology annotation, molecular function: RNA polymerase II cis-regulatory region sequence-specific DNA binding; DNA-binding transcription factor activity, RNA polymerase II-specific.